AUGGCAGCCCAAGGCUUUUUGCAGCUACUGAAUCAACUACGGAUCAUCCUCCUCCAGGAUUCGGUUCUCCUACAGGCACAAUUCCCCCGGCAUUCAAUGUGGGAUGACCCUAUCUUUGCACGAGAAGACUAUACUGCAUUUGCAGAGCAAAUACGGCAGUCCCUUCUUUGUACGGAGACCCCUCAGGAGAUUCAACUCCGGCAGACGCUUCCUAUUAUUGCCGACCGUCUUAGUGUCCUCCAGAAGGAUAUCCAUCAAGCGGUUGAUCUUCAUGGUUAUCAGGCUCAUGAACAGCUUAGAAAGAUUUCUCGCCAGCUUCAUGAUCUCCUUUCUGGUCACGUUACCUUUGCCGUACGAGCCAUGGAUGCCUCUAUUAUCGAAGCGCGGACACCAGUCUCGGACUCAUUCACACCGUCUUCUCAGCUAGCAGCAUGUCUAUCGGAGGCAUCAUAUUUGCAGCCUCCUGUAGAUAAGCAGCAGCUUCUCCCACAGGGGAUCGAUACUCCCUCCUCUUUAUUAUCCCCCUCUCGAUCUCUCUACUCGCUCUCUCGUACGAUACAGACUGUGCCGGAGGUCUGGAGAGAAUGGAUAUGUGGGUUAGGUGCAAAUCCAUCUGUCCAGUCAUUAGAGAGAUCGUAUGGUGCGACCUGGCGGCCUUCCUCUCGCGAAAGGGUCAUGUUUUGCCGCCGAAAAGUUAUCAUCGACGAGAUCUACGCUAGAUAUGGUAAGGGCCUGUCUCUGGAUACAGCUGUUGAGGAGCUAGAGCUUGUACGGUGCAGAGGCAAGCUUUCGCUUUACCAGCUAACUCGGCUUCUCUCAAAAGCUCGCUAG
Penicillium argentinense is the source of this 831-nucleotide messenger RNA. RefSeq names its product transcription activator GCR1-like domain-containing protein. Gene Ontology annotation, biological process: positive regulation of ribosomal protein gene transcription by RNA polymerase II. Gene Ontology annotation, molecular function: RNA polymerase II cis-regulatory region sequence-specific DNA binding; DNA-binding transcription factor activity, RNA polymerase II-specific. Lineage: Eukaryota; Fungi; Ascomycota; Eurotiomycetes; Eurotiales; Aspergillaceae. Bases 1 to 831 code for a protein of 276 amino acids. The transcript has a single exon. The record is from RefSeq and is a predicted model, not a curated record.